Solanum pennellii is the source of this 1294-nucleotide messenger RNA. Its product is annotated as aspartic proteinase-like protein 2. The record is from RefSeq and is a predicted model, not a curated record. The coding region runs from base 55 to 1242 and encodes 395 amino acids. Gene Ontology annotation, molecular function: aspartic-type endopeptidase activity. The transcript is spliced from 11 exons. Gene Ontology annotation, biological process: proteolysis. Lineage: Eukaryota; Viridiplantae; Streptophyta; Magnoliopsida; Solanales; Solanaceae.
GCUGGAGCUGUCGAGUUCUAUCUUUCUGGUUCCUUCGACCCCAAACUCGUCGGCAUGUACUAUACAAAAAUAAAAUUGGGAUCUCCUCCGGGAGAAUACAAUAUGCUGAUUGAUACUGGAAGUGAUAUAUCAUGGAUAUCGUGUAGCUCCUGCAGCAACUGUCCCCGAACAAGUGGACUCGGGGUUGAGAUGAACUUUUAUGACACGGACAAUUCAUCAACAUCGUCUGUCAUCUCAUGUUCAGCAUCCGUAUGCACUUCAGAUGAGUGCAGCGAAACAAAUCAAUGUGCUUACUCCUUGCAUUACGCAGAUAAUAGUGGCACAUCAGGCUAUUUUGUAUUAGAUUUGUUUUACUUUGACAAAAUUAUGAGGACCUCGUUGAUUUCCAAGUCUUCAACAUCCAUUAUUUUUGGGUGCAGUACCUCUCAAUUAGGAGACCUGAUCUUGACAGAUAAAGCAGUUGAUGGAAUUCUCGGAUUUGGUCAACAGAGACUAUCAAUAAUAUCUCAACUUUCUUCACAUGGAAUUUCUCCGAAAUCAUUUUCACACUGUUUAAAAGGAGAGGGAAGCGGUGGAGGGAUAUUAGUGCUCGGUGAGAUUUUGCAUCUGAGUAUGGUCUAUACUCCCCUUGUUCCAUCAAAGGGUCAUUACAAUGUGUAUUUGCAGAGCAUUUCUGUACAUGGAAGAAUUUUACCGAUUGAUCCCGAAGCUUUUGCAAACUCAGGUGAUCGAGGAACUAUAGUUGAUUCCGGUACAAGUUUAGUUUAUCUUGUCACGGAAGCUUAUGAAUCAGUUGUCAAUGCUAUAACUGUAGUUGUUUCACCUUCAGCUAAGCCAAUCAAAUCAGCAAUGUACCCAUGCUAUCUCAUUUCCUCAAGUUUCUCAGAGAACAUAGCCGAGGUGUUUCCUACAAUUUCUCUAAACUUCGCUGGUGAUGCAUCCAUGAAUUUAACACCAACAGACUAUCUCGAGGAUAUGGGUUUUGUUGAUGUUGCUGCUAAGUGGUGCAUUCACUUUAUAAGAAGGGAUUUAAGCCUAACAACUCUAGGAGAUGUUGCGCUUAAAGAUAGGAUCAUUGUAUAUGAUUUGGCUCGACAAAGAAUUGGUUGGGCAAAUUAUAAUUGUUCAUUACAUGUGAACGUAUCUAUAACCUCUGGCACAUAUGAUGUUACUCAGGCUAGCACCAUCUAUCAUAUGCUAGGGCUAAUUUUGUUCAUCCUUAACCUAUUUUGGAGCCAAUGAUUAAUUUCAUGUUUGUGUAGCUUUACUUUAGAUUUCUCUUGUAUUGUUGACU